Molecule: messenger RNA, 4692 nt
Organism: Patella vulgata (common limpet)
Lineage: Eukaryota; Metazoa; Mollusca; Gastropoda; Patellidae
Product: E3 ubiquitin-protein ligase znrf3
Exons: 10
Coding region: 175-2697 (840 amino acids)
Biological process (GO): ubiquitin-dependent protein catabolic process
Molecular function (GO): ubiquitin protein ligase activity
Source: RefSeq, a predicted model, not a curated record
GGGGAAACCACUUGAUCACGUGACUUUUCGUUCUUUUUUGAUGCUCGACUCUAUUCGCGUAUAAACGGUGUAAAGGGGGCACAAUUGUGGUUAUAGUAGUGUUGAAAAGUUUCAUGUGGCUCCCAUGGAUUAAAGGGGAAAUAUGCCUCGGCGAAAGAAAGAUUAUGUAGCAAAAUGAUAAUAGGUUUAAUAGUUUUAUGCACUCUCGUGUUUUCUGUAAUGGGCAAGAACACAGCUAUAUUAGAGAUUGUACUGUACGAAACCACUGAGAAUGGCGGCUAUAAGACCAAUUCACAGCAGUUGUAUGGUUACUUCUCUUCUGCUGGAACCCUUAUUGGCGCCGAAGGCCGAAUCAUGCAGCUUCAUCCUCUGGGUUUGUGUAAUACUAAUGAUUACGAUGAGUUGUAUUCAUUUGGCUGGGUGGGUGUGGUUAAACUGGAAAAACCUGAGUUGGAACCAGAUCCCUGUCUUUCUAUAUAUGAUAAGGCAGGCCGAGCAUUACAAAGGGGGGCUACAGCUGUUAUAUUUGACAUAUCGGACAAUAUGGAUGUUGCUCAGCAGUUACAAAAAUCUACCUACACCCUUGAUCGUCCAGUGAUAUUAGUACGAGGUAUAGAUGCUGAUAGAUUAAUGAAAAUAGUAAACACACAAGAUGAAGCUCGUAUUAGGAUUAUUUACAGUGCUCAGGACGAUGUUGAGAUUAGUCACAAGGAAUAUUUUGAUAUGGGUAUAUUUGUGGCAGUAUUUAUUAUAUUUUGUUUAAUUUGUGUUUUUGUGAUAUUAAAAUUAAAAUACAGACAUAGAGACAGACAGUUGUCUGAAUCCAGUCUAACAAAACGUGCAAUCGCCAAGAUGGAGACCAGAAAGUAUCAGUUGUCUCCAGGGAAACAGCAACAUAUUCAUACGCCUAACUCAGACUCGAGUUGUUAUUCAUCUUCGAGUUCUGAUAACUGUGCAAUAUGUCUUGAAGGUUACCAAGACGGUCAGGUAUUACGUGUUUUACCAUGUGCCCAUGAAUUUCAUAGAAAAUGUGUCGAUACCUGGCUGCUUACUGAAGGCAGAUGUCCGCUUUGUAAUUAUAAAAUCACAGCUCAAAAGGAAUCCAAUAAUGAGACGGGUCAAGUUCGCACUAGUGCCAGUCAACAGACGUCAUCUAAUGCUCCAGUUUUACCUCAAGGUGGCAGUAGUAGUCAUAGAGAUGGUAAUCAUAGAGACAAUAGUCAUUAUACAUCUAUGCCAUACAGAAGGGACUAUACUCAAUCACAUCAUACUUCCCAUCAUCAACAGUAUAUAACAUGGCCUUCGUGUGAAGGUACGGUCGGUUCUACCCCUAGUAACUAUCAAUAUCAUAUUCCCAAUACAUCUCAUUCACAGUGUAUAUCAUUACCUGAUCAAUAUUAUCAACCAAUAGAUGCAGCCCCACCAACACAUGGUAGGGCUAGAUCCCCUAGCGUUUACCUACCCAGCCCUUAUACUCUUUCUUCUUCUUCUUGCCAUGGUAAAUAUGGAUGUAAUUCAGUGUAUCGUAGCAGUUCUACCCCAAUGACAGAUCAAUCAAAAAGAUUUUCAGUGCCGAACUCCAAACGUGUGGAUAAAAAUAGUGUGGAUUAUGUUAGUGUGCCGCGAUCAGCGAGUAUUGUCGCUGUUCGAGGAAGUAGCAGUUCGGACCCGAAUCCAAGUGAUUCUAGUUUAGAGUGUGAUUGUUUUAAAAAUGUGGAUACGACUCAGGUUGAUAGUAACAAGAGUACAUACGGAAGUAGUGAUGUUAAAGAUAUUAGUGAUACAAGUAGUAACGAUUCUAAUGUGUAUCGCGAUAAGCGGACAAAUCAGUCAGAUAAUGAAGAACGAGUAUCGCCCAAAUUACCUCCCAUUGAAAUGCGACCCUCAUGUUUAAUGAAGAGAAGUAUUGGGCAUGUGUCGAAUCCGCGUGAUCCCGACUGUGCAUCUGCAAGUCAUAUUGCUGAUGAUUCUAAUCAAGUGUCUAGUGAUAGUGCGGAUGAAUGUUGUACUGUUGUCCCUCAGGAAAAUGUAUGUACAGUGUGUAAAAAAACUGGUUAUUCAAGUGUACAUAGGUCUAUAUUAGAACCCAGUCCUAAUUAUAAUACUUCAACUACUAGUCAAACUCUUGCCAAAUCUCGUUCUUCUAAUCCUCAUAGUUACUCGUGUCAAACUAGAGGAUUAAACUCAAACAAUAGAAAACCUAAAACUGUGAUACAAAGAAGCCAUACUUUUUCAACGUCUAAAGAAAUUAGACACAGUAUGUCAGGAAUAGCAAUGGGUAAGAGUUAUGUCCCUUCAAACCAAUACUGUGUUACUCAUUCAACUUCACGGACUUAUACCGAGGAUCACACACUGUGCUAUCAACCCCCACUACAUCCAAGGUUAUCUAAUAAACGAUUUUCAUUGGCUGUUGAUAGUCGCGGUGAGCCUCAAUCUAGUGGAAGUAGCAGACAUUAUCAUGUGCCAUCUUUACAUGGUGGUUCACGUGUAUCUAGUUCUGGUCAACACUCUAGAUAUCCUGAUAUUAUAAGACCGACACCUUUUCGUUCUAGAGUCUGUGAAAUGUGUCAACAAUCGAGUUCUGUACCAGUCAAUGUUCCUCGACGUUCUAUGGUUUUAUUUACACAACCACAAGGACGUUUUAUUACAAUACCUCUAUCAGAACAAGAUGGCUAUAACCCUGUUAGUUGUGUAUAGGACAGUCUAUAGGGUAAUAUUAUAAAGGCAGCUAGAGAAGAUGGUGAAUCUAAUUCAGUGGUUGAAUCGUCACUGCACGGUUGAGUUUGAGAUUUCUUUACACAUAACACUUGCAUCUAACAGUUUAAACAGGUUCUUCCCACAAAGUCAUUUAAUCAAGGAAAUUGAAUUAAUAAUCAAUCAAAAUCAAAAAUGAUACUUUGUACUUAUUUGUUGAACUCCAAAACAUAUACUAAAUCAAAUUCAUAUAAGAGUUUUCUUUACAAAAUUAUUUUAAAGACACAAUUCUAUUGAAACCAUUACAGGAUUUGUUUUUUCUUCAAAUCGAUUCAAAUAAAUGAUCAAGAUAAUAGAUUCUUUAUUGAAAUCUAGCUUGAUAUAAAUCCUGUAAAUGUUAUCUAUAGAAUAAUUGCAUCUUUUAAUGUAUUUGUAAUGUACGUCUACUAAAUGUCAUUUAAAGCAUAUUGAUUGAUAUUUAAACUUGUAAGACAGUAGAUAUCAGUGGAAUAAAUAAUAGAUCAAAUCUAUGUCAUCUUUUCCCUGUCUUUAAACAGUAUAGUGUAGUAGAUAAUCUUCCUUGAAAUAAAAUCACGAAGGUGUUUUUUUUUGCACUAUUUAAAUUAGAUUUAUUAACUGAACAAAUGUUUAUUGGUCUAUGCCAGAUACGAUUUGAUUAAAACAUUGUCAAUGCUGUUUCAAGCUUACAUGUAGUUUGACACUCUGGAUAUUGUACACCUAGCUAACUACAUGUAGCUAACAUUAUCUGUAAAUCUAUUGUUUCCUUCAAGCAAAUUUGAGAUUAUGAAUUAUGAAUUAUUGAAGAUUAAUUGAAAAUCUAAAAUUAAGGCAUUACGUUGUGAAAAGGCCUUUAUAUGUAUGUGUUUAUUUAUGAGAAACAUUUUGCUGCAUUUGUUUUUAUAGACCCCCUUCCUCACCCUGACUUUAAUUAUAUUAUAUAUCUACCUCAGUAUAUAUGGCAUUAUAUAUAAAAUAGUGUUUUAUCAUCCCACAUACAGUUUUAUUUAUUAUAAAAUUCAUAAUUCACUCUUUGUAUUUGCAGUUUUGCAUUUAAUAACAUUUCUAUUUUUUGCAUGUUGAGUUUUAAGAAAAUAGUCAGGAAAAUAUUUAGGCAGUUAGAAUUUGUAACCAGUUUAUCAGACAUUAAAUGGAUACAUUACAAUAGUUACUGGUGAUAUUAAUAAAGAAAUAUGAAAAUGAAACUAUUUAAAGUAAACUUUACACUGUUUUCCCCCCUUUAUAAACCUCAUUCAUAAGUGUAUAUUAUGUAUAGUUUAUCAUAUAUUUAUAAUUGUAUAUAUUCAUCCUUCAUUUGAACUAUGAUAUUAUUGUAAUUGUAUAUAGGGUUGACCUCUAGAUCCUUUGACAACUCGCUGUUGUAUUAUAAACCCAGUCAAAAUUCAGAAGAAAUCAGGACAAUUUCUCUUAAGCCAACAAUCCAUCAAAAAGUUUUGUCGACAGUCUUGUUAGCUUUAAAGGACAGUUACAUGUACUAUUAAUUGUUACAGUGGAGAUUGACUAUCGACACAAAACUGGCUUUAGAUUAUGUUUAUUAUAAAAACAGUAUUGGUCUUGCAUAGUAAACUUGGGGGUGCUUCAUCGCAAGUCUGAAAGGUUUCAAAUUGUUAGAAUUGCCAUCAAGUGAAAAAAAAGCAUUGAGUUCUGCCAGUCCUGAUACGAUACAAGUUUUGUGGAACUGGUGUCACCUAUGGCGAUUAGUUGAUAGUGUUAUAUUAGCGUUGUGUAUGCCUUGCCGUUUGAAAUCCUCAAAUUUGCUCAUGCAAUGGAGUGUCCCCAUGGAGUAAAGUUGUCUUUUAAGUGUAAGAGUUAAUUCACCUUAAAGUGGGAAGUUUAAAGUAAAUUGUGUGGACAUGUAUUUCUACUGUAAUAACAGUGAUAUAUAUAUAUAAAUAUAUAGUGUUAUUUGACAUUGUUGUUUUCAAAUCAAAACUUUGUUAAAACAUGAAAUAAAUUAAU